This is a messenger RNA of Effrenium voratum, 1869 nucleotides long. NCBI's taxonomy places the organism in Eukaryota, Dinophyceae, Suessiales, Symbiodiniaceae. The record is from the annotation of a GenBank genome assembly.
AUGGCGGCCUGGCUGGCGUUGGGUCUUGGGGCCUUGGCAUUGCACCAGUUCACCGGCAAGGCCGGCUUCAAGGGGCCUGCCUUUGUGCAGCCUCUGGCGGGCAGGACAUUGCAGCCGCGCCCAUUCGCAGGCCAGGGUGAUGCUCACCUGAGUGCCAGCACACCCAACCCCAGGCCUGUCACUCUGCCCAUCUUCGCCGCGGUCGCCUUCGCCUCGCUGCUGCGCGCCAAAGUGCAGCGCCGGGGCAAGGGCAAGCCGCAGACCACCUCAGGCAUCCGCGUUCGAAAGCCGAAGAACAACGCGCUCCGAGAGCUGGCAGCAAGAACACAGGGGGAGCUGGUGGUGACGCAGCUCUCGGGCCAGGAGAUGCUGCGAUUGGCCACGGCCAACAACUUUCAUGGACUUCAAGACUUAGAGGUGGCGGUGAAGAAGCAAACCGGGCUGGACCUGUCCAAGUACCAGCUGGUGACUCCUGAUGGCCAAGUGCUGCUGGCUGACCACAAGCUGCACCUGACCGAUGAGCUGCUGCUCACUGCCAUCGCCAGAAGUGCUGCGCGGACCGCCUGGGUGAGGAAGGCUCGGCAACUGCACCUGGCCAGAUCUGCCACCGUGUGCUUCCCUGACUGGGCGUGGUCAGACAAGGACAUCAUGUACACAGCUCUCCACACAAUAAUGCUGGAGGGCGACUUGCAUGGCAUCGGCCAGAAGUUGGUUGAGGUCAAGUCGGAGCUUCUGCAAGACCGGGACUUUGUGUUGAAGUUGGUGUCCGUGUCCAAUGUCUUGGAGCACCUGAGUGAGGAAUUCAAGGGUGAUGAAGAGGUUGUCGCGGCCGCCAUCUCCUGGUACCCUAGCGCGUUUGCGCACGCAGACCCGCGCCUGCAGAACCAGAACUUUCUGAAGGUGGUGGUCGCAGCAGUGCAAGGCGGUGGCGUAUCCGCUUUAGCCUCCGCAGAUACGUCGCUGAGCGAUCGCGAGAUCGUGGCAGCUUACGAGGAGAAGGGAGUGCUGGACUUGCGUGGCACAGGAAACAGCAGCAUUGCCACCUUUGAGGAGCUGACGUGCAAGCAGCGCUAUGAGCCGCUGUGCCACAUGUACCGCCGUCGCUUCGCGCGCCCCAGGGCCAAGCCGAUCCAGAUGUGCACCAAAACGGCUCGCGAGUCGGGGCACAAGUACAGCCUGCCGGGCCAGGGCAGUCGCCACGCCAGGAUGUACCGCGUCAUCGACUUUGGGCGCGCGAAGAAGGACAUGUUCGGCACGAUCAAGAGCGUGGAGUACGACCCCUACCGCAACGCCCGCAUUUGCCUUGUGGAGUACGAGGAUGGCGAGAAGCGCUACAUCCUCCACGCCGUGGGCUACUUCGUGGGACAGGAGAUCAUCUCCUCCGCGGACGCGCCCAUCUUCGUGGGCAACGCGGUGCCCUUGGACAAGGUGCCCAUCGGCACCAUGGUGCACAGCAUCGAGAAGAACCCCACCUUCGGCGGAGCAGUCGCUCGCUCUGCAGGCGCUUCGGCCAUUGUGCUGUCCCGGGACAGGGACUACGUGACCGUGAAGAUGCCCAGCGGCGAGGUGCGUUUGAUGAUGAAGGAGUGCUGGUGCACCAUCGGCAAGGUGGGGCGAACUGAAGCGCAGCUGAUCAAGCUCGGCAAGGCGGGCAAGAACCGGCACCUGGGCUUCCGGCCCCAUGUGCGCGGCAGCGCCAAGAACGCUUGCGACCACGCCCAUGGUGGAGGAGAGGGCAAGUCGCCUAUCGGUCACGUGCACCCGAAGACCAAGUGGGGCAAGUGCGCGCACGGUAUGCGCACCCGUCGUCCUCAGUACUCUGACAAGCUGAUCCUGAUCCAUCGCAAGAAGAAGAGCGGCCGCGCCUAA